Messenger RNA from Anopheles aquasalis, 1945 nucleotides. Its product is annotated as myoneurin. Lineage: Eukaryota; Metazoa; Arthropoda; Insecta; Diptera; Culicidae. Gene Ontology annotation, cellular component: nucleus. The record is from RefSeq and is a predicted model, not a curated record. Gene Ontology annotation, molecular function: zinc ion binding.
UAGAACCGAAAAGAUCCAACGUAAAACAUUCAGAAUCCGUUUUGUGGUAUAGAUAUUCGCAGUUUCUCUCGUAAUUCGUGAACAUAUUGACGAUAAGAAAGUGCCCAUCAACAUCCACAGCCCAAAGAUGCUGACCAAAUACUGUCGUAUUUGCUUAACUAGCGCCGGUGUUGUUCAUCAACUGGACGAAGUAGUGCAUAACUCCCUGACUCUUUAUGCAAUUCUGGGCAAAAUGUAUCCCGAAGCAUUUACUGAGAAUAACGACGCGCACUGGCCAACGAAAGUUUGCGGAAUUUGUAAGCAAGCGGUGUUAGAUGCGUACGGGCUGUACGUAGUUUGCAUGUCUACCCUCAAUGCAUUGAAGAAACAUCUGCAGAAUAUUCCGAUUAGACCGAUGCAAUUAACAGCUGAAAUUGGCGUGCCUGAGAACAGUGUUCUCUUGUCUGACCAAGAUGGAAUAGAUUUCAAAAAUUCUGUUAUAAUCAUAGACGAUGAAGAAGACGACAUGCAUUGCAUAAAGAGUGAGGUGGAAAAGAAAAACAAUGAAAAAGAUCAUGACGGUCGAAAAAGAUUGUUACGGAGCGGGAAUCAAACAAUUACCCAUGAAUCGUUUGAAAAUACAUCGUUACCAUUACAGCCACAAAAUGCAGAAUCAUCAAGAAAUGAGUGUAGAGCAGGAACAUGGAAAAUUGCCGAAAUUGUAGAACGGUCGAAUAAAGCAGCUACUCAAAUCGAUCAGGAGCAAGCGGAAGAUUCGGAGGAUAGUAUGGAGUAUUUGCAAAAUGUUGAAAGUAGCUUGCAUGCUUCCGAUAAUGAUGAUAUUCAAGAUGAAAACAGAAUGGUUGACAAAGCGAUAACAGAUCAAACAGUAUCUGGCACCAUAAUAGAUUCUGAGCGCAUGAAAAAUGAUUCCGAUGAAUCAGAAGACGAAGAUAUUUUUGCAGAAAUGUUUUCUUCGCAGAUAUUCAGUUGUAAGUAUUGUCGAGACGUGUUUCUAGACAAAGAAUCACAUGCGAAGCACAUGAAAAAUCACGUUGAAGGAUAUGAAAAGUUUUGCAAAAUGUGUGAUGAAGGUUUCAAAACCAAAAUUGCUCUUUAUGCUCAUAAAUGUUACUCUAAUUCUUCGUUUCUUUGCUGGAUAUGUGGCAUGACAAUGGCCACGAAAAAUCAACAUAAGAGACAUAUGAUAUCUCAUAAGCCAGAAGAAAUGUGGGGUUGUCCAGUAUGUCCUUCACGAUUCACUUCUUUGCAUGCAAUGAAAGCCCAUUUAGUUACGCACAAAAAGCAUAAAUUAUUUUCCUGUGAUGUAUGCGGAAUGAACUUAUCAUCAAAGCGUAAUUUGGAAUACCAUCAACAAGCGGUUCACGGAGGUGGCUUAGAGAAAGUGUAUAAUUGCAACAUUUGCGAUCGCAGAUUUUCUCUCCCUUAUAUGCUUAAGACGCACAUGAAGACCCAUACGGGACUGAGACCAUAUAAAUGCGUAUAUUGCAACCGAGUUUAUCGUAAUGGCAGUGAUUUGGUAGAGCACGUCGCCAAGCACCACGUUGGUAACGACAAUAUCUAUCUGUGCCAUCUUUGUGAUGCAGAUUUCUCGAAAGUAAGAGAACUUAAAGCCCAUUACGAGGUACAUUCCCGAAAGGGUGAGAAGUUCUACAACGAAAUCCUCACAGACUUUGGAAAGUUUCGGUUUACCACCAUGGAUCUAUUGAAAAUGCGACAUCACAAAGAAACGGUAAAAUCAGCUAGCAUAGUGUAGCGCCAACCGUAGUAGUUUACAGUAUAGCCAUGCUAAUUUAUCAGCUGAAUCAGUAAAACCAAAAACACAAUUUCAGACGUACACGUACAAAAUCAAAAAUCAUAAAGCUCGCCAAUCAACUAAUAUUACGAGGGAGAAUGGUGUAAUGGUUUCAUUGAAUGAAUCAACACAAGACAAGCAAAAACAUAA